UUUUUCAAGAUGGUGGACAUGAGUCAAAUUCUUUGUCUUUUGCAUUAAAAAAUCGUUUCAAAUACCACUUUUUGCGUCCCGAUUAUUUUUUUCUGAAGCUGUGACGGUAGAUGCUACUCCAUAGACAUGGGAAAGAAACAUAAAAAGCAUCAUAAAUCUGAAAGGAGAGAUUAUGAAGAUGAUGAUGAGCACAGCCAUAGCGAGAUGGUCGUUGAGGAGAAAUGUGAGAAGCCCCUGAAGCUGGUUUUGAAAGUUGGUGGUUCACAAACAAAUGUUGGCGGUAGUGACACUCCUGUUUACUCGGCGGAAGAAUCUUAUGAUUACCAUGAGAAGCGCCGCAAACAUAAGAAGAAGAAGAAGAAGAAGAACAGUGAGAAGGAGAAGCAUCGGCAUGGCGAGCAUGGAGAAGAGAAAAAGGAGAAGAAAAGAGAAAAACACUCCCGAGACUCAGAGGCUGAGGAGCAUUAUGAACCACCUGCAAAGAAAACAAUGUAUGAAGAUGACUCUCUGGAGAAACGUCACACUUUGCGGCUCCCACCUCGUGGUCAGCCAGAGCGAUUGGAUGACACUGUUUUGUACGACUGUUUGGACUAUCUGCAUAAGACAAUACAGAGAAAAGAUGCCAACGCCUUCUUUGCCUAUCCCGUCAACGACGUCAUCGCUCCUGGCUACUCCAGUAUCAUCACUGAGCCAAUGGACCUAAGCACAAUGAGAAGCAAACUAGACAACGGAGAUUAUAGUAAUGUUCUGGAGUAUAAGCGAGACUUCAAAUUGAUGUGUGACAACGCGAUGACGUACAACCACCAAGAGACCAUUUAUUACAAAGCUGCCAAGAAACUGCUCCAUCAAGGCAUCAAAAUGAUGAGCAAGGAUCGUCUCAUCAACAUGAAACGAACACUGCCGUUCAUGAUCAACAUCACCGACGAGGAACUUGGUCUCGAUGAAGAUGACACUGCCGAUCAAAUUGUUCUCGCCGAAGCCAAAGAAAAUAAGAAGAAACUAAAAGCAUCUCUGUCUACAGCCAAUAGUUUCGAAGCAGCCGGAGAUGACAUGACACCUAAUGAAAUUCUCGAAAGUGCACAAGCUGCUGCUAAAUCCGCGUCAGAUAAACUGACGUUACGUAAUCCGAACAGCCAUAUUGGAUUCUUGCGGCGACAGAAAGACGGCAGCACGUCACUUCAGAUCUUAAAUCCAGAAAAUUCAGGAAUGGUGAGCGAGACCGAAAAAAUUGUAAGCCUAGGAUCACUUGUUGGCAAAUUAAACACAGGAACUGGUGGCAUUCCGACUUUCAAAGAAGACAGGAGGAAUAUCGUCAAACCAGUAACAUACCUCAACUACGGGCCAUAUGGAACUUAUUGUCCAACGUACGACUCAUCUUUCUCCACCAUAACGAAGGAAGAAUCGGACCUGAUCUUGCAAACUUAUGGAGAUGAAACUUCUACAGAAUAUGCCACAAGCAUUCAAGAUUUCCUUGAGGACUGUAAUACCGGUGCAGAUAUCGUGCGGAUGGUGGACAACCUGCUAGACAUCGUUACAGGAGGGGAACACAAGAAAACAAAGAAGAUAUUUGAAGAUAGACAAAAAGAAACUGAAGAGAAGCGAAAACACGAAGAAAAGGAAAAAGAAGAAAAGAAGAAAAGUGAAACGGAAAAGGACAGAAAAUCUCCCACUCUGAAAGAAGAGACCAGCGCAGAUUCCGAAGACAAGGAGGUGUCAUUCCAGAAGAAAUUAGAUGAGACAGCCGGGCUGAUAGGUCAGCUUCAGAAGUCACAGUACGACAGGCUAGGGCAAAAGUUGCCUUCGCACUUGGCCUACGUGCCUGGGCCGUCUGCUUCUGAGUCACAGCUAGCUGAAAAGGUAUCAAAAGGUUUAACAGAACUAACGAAAGAGGUCAAGCCAGAAGACGUUGUGAGCCAAGCUGGGGUCAGAAAAGCUCUUGGAAUCACGAUGGAACCAGUCGAACAGUCACCAGUGGAACAGUCACCAGCACCUUCAGAGGAUUCGCAUGACUUGAGCCCUGUGGAAAUGAACCCUCUGUCUGUUUCCGUUUCAGACGCAGGUUCGAAACAGCAGUCGGUCUCUGAUGCAGGUUCGGUCUCAAAUCCUGCAUCGAUAUCUGGACUCGUUAGUCCCCAGGAUCAAAUUAUGGACGAACUGGAGGAUUUUGCUCAAUCACCUGCGGUGCUGAUUGCGAUGAAAUCGCCCGUUGGAAUGGAAGUUGAGGAGGAGGACGAUGAUGAGGAUUCUGUUGAGGAUUCGGGAGAUGAAGAUGAUGAUGAUGAUGAUGAUGAUGAUGAUAGUGGGGCGGAUGAUAAGGAAGGGGAGGAUACGAAAGCCUCUGCCAAUUGAACAAUAUGUUCUUCAUCCAAACUGUCGACAAUUUCAUUGUGACUAUAGAUUUCAGAAAAAUGUUCCAACAUCUUCAUUUGAGCAUUGUUUGGACUUCUGAGAGAUGAAACUGAUCCACUUUUGUGCAAUACUCACAGCAGAACCACCCAUUGUUGAAAACUUCAACCCUAUCUAAGUGUUCUUUUCCCGCUCUGUAAAUAUUUCACUAGAGUCUGUUUUUGGGUGAGAAUUAAAGCUGCUUCUACCUUCAGUUCAAGCCACUGCCAUUCAUUUCAUUAUCAAUCAAAUGCACAAUAGACAAUAACAAAGUUGGAGUGGUUGAUUGACAUUUCAGAGCAUUUUGAUUAGCAUUUCUACAAACAGACAUCAGACAGUAGCUUACUUCCAAUUAAAAUCAUUUGUCCAAUUAUAUUAAUUAGCAAACUCUUCGAUGUUAGCAGUCGUCUGAAGCACCAUUGUUUGGGAUAAGCCUGAUUCAUGCGUUCAUUGUACAUACACCAUUUUUAUAUUCUAAUGAAAGAUCAUUUCUGUGUUGUAUUUAUGAAGAUAGAGUAAAGAAUAUUUGUAGAAACAAACAGCAACUAACCUGCUCUAAGCUCUGUCCCUUAAAAGUACAUGUAAUGGGCCAAAUUCAUUAAAGGCGUUUAAGGGUUAGACGUGUGUCACAUCUCUCUAAUCAGUUUCAGGGCCUAUCCAUAUUCUGUGAAGAUUUACAUGAAGGACC
This is a messenger RNA of Lineus longissimus, 3073 nucleotides long. Its product is annotated as bromodomain-containing protein 7-like. Gene Ontology annotation, cellular component: nucleus. The transcript has 15 exons. The coding region runs from base 127 to 2349 and encodes 740 amino acids. The record is from RefSeq and is a predicted model, not a curated record. Lineage: Eukaryota; Metazoa; Nemertea; Pilidiophora; Heteronemertea; Lineidae. Gene Ontology annotation, biological process: regulation of transcription by RNA polymerase II.